Pediculus humanus corporis (human body louse) is the source of this 225-nucleotide messenger RNA. RefSeq lists its product as uncharacterized. The transcript is spliced from 2 exons. Bases 1 to 225 code for a protein of 74 amino acids. NCBI's taxonomy places the organism in Eukaryota, Metazoa, Arthropoda, Insecta, Psocodea, Pediculidae. The record is from RefSeq and is a predicted model, not a curated record.
AUGUUCAGACUUCUCCAGGAAUUCUUUAACUUUUCCAAGAAUUUCUUCAGGAGUCCUCUAGCGAAAUCUUCAGUAGCUCUUCAGACUUCACCAGCAAUCUUUCCAACAGCUAGUUCUCCAGAAGUUUUCAAGCUUUCUUCAGAAAUUUCUUUAGGAAUUCUCAAGACUUGUUCAGAAGUGUUCAGACUUUUCCAAGAAUUCUCAGAAUUCUCACAAGUUUUCUAG